CUGCAACAUCAGCGCCCUCAAAGCGCUGCCCCGCAAAAAUUUCGCAGCCGCCGCCCGGUGCUCUUCAAGCUCUUCACUUUAAUUAAAAUUACUUUUCAAAAAGAUAACGGACUGUAUCGCUUGUGAAAAAAGAAUCGAGUUCGCUCAAAGCGUAAUUAGAAAGUGACACCUUAAAAAAAAACUGUACUGGUAAUGCAGCAACAUAGGGUGGAGACUCAUAUCCUACAUGAGGAACAAAUUUUGGAAGCAAUAGAUCAAUUACGAAGAAGAAAAGCUCGUCCCGAUGCUGAUAGAAUUUGUAAUUAUUUAUUACGAAAAUUCUCAGUUGAUGCACGUGACACAAUUGCUGACCUUCAUAAAUUGAUAGAAGCGGAAAAAGUAAUACAGGUUGAUUAUAAGGGAAAUACAAGUUACCGUAAUGCCUCUAAAUGGUCACGCCUUCAACUCUAUAAAAACAGACCCGAGGGUUUUGUGAAAGAUAAACUUAACUCGGCAAUGGUCGCUGGCGCCGUUGCUGAAUUAGUAGUGGAGGAACCAGAUUAUCUUGAUCAGGGUGUGCCUGCAUUUAGAUUAGUUGAACAAUUAUUAGAUGGAAUAUCAAAUCCAACAUCACGACGUAUGGUUGAAGAUUUUCUCAAUAAAGAAACUGCUAGUGGAAAUUUAACGCGACUUGCGAAUGGAAAUUAUUCAUUGGUCGCGACAACUGACUUACGACAAGAUACAAUCAUGGAAAAUGGUAGUGGUAGUGUUAAAAAUAAUAAAGAACCAACAACAAGUACAUCAUCAAUUACAAGUCCUUAUGAUUUUGAUGAAGCAGAUGAUAUGACAAUGCCUGAUUCAUUGUCAAAUACACCAAGAUCAUCGCGGCAGGCAAGUCCCAAAUCUGAACAAGGUAAAAAUAAAGAUGAUUAUUAUGAAAUUGGAAAUAAUACACCAACAAAAAAAGAUGAACAACAACAAUUGGAGGAUAGAGAAAAAAAGGAGAAAACACCAUUGCCAAGUUCAUCAUCAACUUCAGAUAUUCAAGAGGAACAAAAACUUGAUACUCAAAAUCUUAACCUCAAAAAAAUAGGAAAAGUUGAACGUAAGCAGAAAUUAUGUGUGCGAACAGAUGACACAGCUGAUAUUGAAAUUAAAUAUGAUGAAUAUAAUAAAAAUAUAAAGGAUUAUGUUGAAAAGGAAAGAAGAGAUGAAAAUGGUCAUCUUAGCGAGGAUCGCGAUGAGGAGGAUGCGGGUCGAAGUUCCACUAAUCCUUCACCAACACCUUCUAAUGCUAAUGCUGGAGCUUUUCGAAGUGCACGUAGAAAGCGUGCGAAGAAAGUAUUCGAUCCGUCAGACAAUAAUUUGGUUAAAAGAAAAAGAGGAAGGCAACCAACGUCACAAAAUAAAACUAUGACAACAUCUCAAGAUUCUCAAGAAUCAUUGAAACCUAUCGCGAAAGAUGGACCAAACAGGCAAUGUAGUUUAUGCUCUAAAGAAAAACAGGAAUCUCUUAUUGCUUGUCGUGAUUGUACAGUAAGAGCGCAUCCGUCUUGUGUCUAUACCUCCGAUGUUUUGCACCACAAAUCCGGUAGCAGUUGGCAAUGUGAACGAUGCAAAAGUUGUGUCAUCUGCUGUGAAACAUCCGACGCAGGACCUCUGAUAAGUUGUUAUAAUUGUGACGAUGCAUAUCAUUCAUUUUGUCAUUCACCGCGAAUCAAUAAAUCAAAUUCAAAAUGGCAUUGUAACGAUUGUACGCAAAAGAAUUUUAAAUCAACAUUAAGCCAAAGUAUUGGUUUAAUAACAAAUCGUUCGGAAUCACCAAAUAAUACAACAGUACUACCACCAGUUCUUAGUCCACAAGUUUCUCCAAAUCGAUCAUCUCCUAAUCACAUGGAGGACGAUAUUUCUGGUGAUGGAAUCGAUCCAAAUAUACCCGAUGCUUCCGAUUGGACGUCAGAGCAAGUUUAUCAAUAUUUUGCCCGACUAUUUCCAAAGGAGGCAGAAAUUUUUAGACAUCAGGACAUAGACGGACAUUCUCUUUUAAUGAUGAAGAGAUCCGAUGUUCUUAAUCGAUUAGAUUUGCUCCUGGGUCCAGCGUUAAAAAUUUAUAGACAUGUUUUAAAACUCCAAGUUCGAAGGGACGAUCCAAAACUUUACUGGCUAUAAGUAGAUUAUCAAUUUUUUAAUGAUAUAAUUAAAAAAAAAUGUUUAAUUAUUUUCUAAUAGUUUAAGUGAUUUACAGUAACAAAAAGAAAAACAAUAUUAAUGUUAUAUUGUUUUGUUUUAAAUGAUACUAUAAAUGUAUUUAAUAUUUAAUUUUAUUUAAAAAAAAUUAUUUAAUUAUUAGUAAAUUAUUCUGAUGCAAAUAAUUAUAAAAAAAUAGAUUCUCAACGUCAAGUGUUAUUAUCAUGUGAGUUUUUAAAUAUAGUUAUGUAUAAAGACAGUAUAAAUUUACAAGUGUUAAAACUGGCUGGUUUUAUAUAAAAAAAAAAAUUAUCCUGAUAAUAAAUGAUAUUUAUUAUAUAUAAACCAGAGUUUUUUUUUUGGUGAGAAAUAAUGAAGAAAGCAAUAAAUUAUUUAAUAACA
Messenger RNA from Leptopilina boulardi, 2568 nucleotides. RefSeq lists its product as uncharacterized. Gene Ontology annotation, molecular function: DNA binding; protein binding. NCBI's taxonomy places the organism in Eukaryota, Metazoa, Arthropoda, Insecta, Hymenoptera, Figitidae. The record is from RefSeq and is a predicted model, not a curated record. Bases 193 to 2148 code for a protein of 651 amino acids. The transcript has 6 exons.